Sebastes umbrosus (honeycomb rockfish) is the source of this 911-nucleotide messenger RNA. RefSeq names its product natriuretic peptide C (gene nppc). The coding region runs from base 116 to 484 and encodes 122 amino acids. The record is from RefSeq and is a predicted model, not a curated record. The transcript has 3 exons. Gene Ontology annotation, biological process: cGMP biosynthetic process; receptor guanylyl cyclase signaling pathway. Gene Ontology annotation, cellular component: extracellular region. Lineage: Eukaryota; Metazoa; Chordata; Actinopteri; Perciformes; Sebastidae. Gene Ontology annotation, molecular function: hormone activity; hormone receptor binding.
GAGGAGCACUUGAGGAGCUUUGGAGUAAAGGACGGACUGAAAGCCUCUUCUGUUUAACAGCUGAUUGGCUGCUGCUGCCGAGGAAUCCCUUCAAGAAUACCAGACUUGUGUCAAGAUGAACUUGUCGUACUUGGUAGCGUGUGGACUUAUGGUCACCCUGCUCUCAGUAAGGAUGGGGGCAAAACCUUUAUCUCAGGCGCAGCAGAAGUCUCUUAGGAAUUUGCUGGGCGAGGAGCUGGCGGAGUUUCUGGAGUCGGAGGAGAGUGAGAGGCAGCUGGACGCUGUGCGCUCUCGGAUACGGUUACUGAGAGAUUUACGCAUGGACACCCAGAGGGCCAGAGGGAUGUGGGCUCGUCUCCUCAACGACCAGCCCGCACCAAGGAGACACAAAUCCGGGACGAAGAAAGGAGGCUCCACGUCGAGGAGCGGCUGCUUCGGACACAAGAUGGACAGGAUAGGAACCAUCAGUGGCAUGGGAUGCUAAGGGCUGGAGCAGUGAUUCUGUGAUGAUCUCUGGACGAUGGGUUUGAUAACAAAGAUUCAGUUUGUUCUCACCUGAGGGAGAAAAAAAAAAGAAAAACUCACCAAGUGACAGAUUUUCGGUACGAAAGUCAACCCGACCAGCAUAAACAAAGACUGAGAUGACAAUGCUACAAAACCCUCAUAUAAAUAUAUAUAUAUAAUAAAUAUGCAGGUAUAUAUACAUAUAUACAUAUGUGUAUACCGUACAAAAAUGGUCAACAGACGCAUACUACAAGAUGGCGGACAACGGUGUAAAAACUACAAACCGCAAAGCUGUAUAUUGUUGCUGCUGCUGCUGCUGUACAUUCAUGUACUUCAUCUUCCCCCUGCAUAAAUGUAUUUAUGUUUAAAAAACUAUUUAUAUGUUUAUAAAAAGAGAUAUUUAUAAA